AUUAACAGUGUGCAGACUGCAGAGCAACAGUAACAUAUUAUUAUUAUUAACACAGAUUUGCACUUUGCCAAGGUACUGAACUUGUGACUGACUAGUAAAGAUCAGAGGCGCAUUAUAGAACGAUAAUAUCGUACUUACUAACCAGCAGUCGGUGUGCGUACAAAAUAAUAUUGUCGACUGUGGUGUUCAUGUCCGUUUGUUAUUCGCAUCAUACGACACGAGCGUUAUAAAACAAUAUCAUGCCAUAAAUAUUACUAUAUACACGACGUAUAUUGCAUAUUAUUACAUUGUACCUAUAAUGUCAUUAAACUAUCGUGUCGAGAUUGGAAAUUUCCGUACCGCCGAUCGUCGCCCCACUCCGGCCUAGACCUUAAGGGCUCGCCGCCUACUCGACUGCCUAGUCUGCCUACGCUUCCGUAUUCCAUUUUACACUUCCAUAGCAAUAGCAAUCGUUGUUUCGUGGUCGCCUUCGUGGAGCACGUAAAUAGUAGUAGUGCGGACGCGUCGUCCUCGUCAAUGGCACUUCGAAAAUCCGUUGUACACUCGUCUCGUCGUCUCGUUGACGUCCGCCGCGAUUUGCCAAGAAGACAUUAACACUAUUUUGUCGUCAUUUCGGCACUGCAUCGACACUUUGUGAUUGUCUACCGGAUCCAGUGCAAUGUCCGUCACCGUACAGCAGAUAUUGUCGGACGCCAAGCGAUUGGCGUCCAAGCUCAAGGAACACGACACAGCAGCCGACUCGUUAUUGUCCCAAGCCCAGUUCGUCUACAAGAAGAUCGACGCUAUGAAACAAUAUACAGACGAUUUGUCAGAACUCAACGACAUGGAAGAGGGAGGUUUGCCACACGAAGAACUGGUCAACUCAAUACGCACCGAGAGUCGACAGCUACAAGAGAUUGUACGAGAAAACCGAAUAUUAAGAGCAAUGGUUGCUGAGCACCAGACUGCGCUUGAGAUGAUCAUGAGUAAAUAUAGGUCACAGGUUUCACAUCUUGUUACCCAAACCAGUGCCGACCAGCUAGUUAACAAUCUCACAGCAAAGACAAUUGAAGAGAAAAAUGCAUUGAUCAUUCAACAGGAGGAACGCAUCAAAGAAAUGAUGGCUGUUAUGAGUCUCGCCUCUCGUCUAGAAGCUGAAGAAGCUAGUAAAAAAGAAGAAACUAUUGGCAGGUUACAAACUGAAAACCAAACACUUAGAAAACUUUUGAAAAUAUCCAGUGAUUUG
Diuraphis noxia (Russian wheat aphid) is the source of this 1225-nucleotide messenger RNA. RefSeq names its product FGFR1 oncogene partner 2 homolog. The record is from RefSeq and is a predicted model, not a curated record. Lineage: Eukaryota; Metazoa; Arthropoda; Insecta; Hemiptera; Aphididae.